ACAGGCUAGCUUGUGAAGAGAUUCUUGUGGGCUUUAGCAGAAACCAGCUCUAAAAAUGUCAGUUAAGGAGAAGCUUGAUCAGCUGUUGCCCUUGUUUGAGAAGAUCACAACUCUCACCAGACAACAGUUGCCUGUAGACCAAAGGGAUCCAAAGCUUUUGGGAGUUGGAGUUUUGCCCAGAGGAACUCUCUUCUCAUGCUUCCACGAGAAACACCUUAAGGAAGCCACCAAGCUCUUCGAAAUCUUAUACGCUGCUGGUGAUUUUGCCGAGUUCAUAAGACUUGCUCAGCAAGCCAGGGAAAUUGUAAACGAAGGGCUUUUUGUCUACGCUCUGUCCGUGGCAGUAGUACAUCGUGAUGACUGCCGAGGAGUUACUUUGCCUCCCAUCCAGGAAGUUUUCCCUGACAGAUUCAUCCCAGCGGAAACUAUCAACUUGGCCUCAAAGGAAGCAAAGAAUAAGCCUACUGAAGAUAUCGUAGUUCAAAUUGAAGAUACUGGUAACAUCUUGGAACCAGAAUACAAGCUAGCAUACUUCCGUGAAGAUAUUGGUAUCAAUGCUCAUCACUGGUAUUGGCAUGUUGUUUAUCCCGCUAACUGGAAUGUAGAACUCACUCAGAAAGUGAAGGAUAGGAAAGGAGAAUUGUUCUACUACAUGCAUCAGCAAAUGUGUGCCAGGUACGAUUGUGAAAGAUUAUCUAACGGACUGAACCGCAUGGUGCCUUUCCAUAACUUUGAGGAAAAGCUUGAAGGCUAUGCUCCCCACUUGACAUCUCUAGUCAGUGGAUUACAUUAUGCCUCUAGACCGCAAGGUUUUAGCCUGAGGGAUCUAGUUGAUGUAGAUGUCCAGGAUAUGGAGAGGUGGAGAGAAAGAAUUCUUGAAGCUAUUGACUUACAACAUGUUCACAAUGCUAAUGGAGAGGAAAUUCCACUGGACGAAGAAAAUGGUGCUAACAUCUUGGGAAGCAUCAUUGAAGCCAGCUCAAACUCACCGAACAUUGGUUUCUAUGGAUCUCUCCACAACUGGGGACAUGUCAUGAUGGCCAGAAUGCACGACCCUGAUGGCAGGUUCCAAGAAAAUCCUGGUGUCAUGAGUGAUACUUCAACUUCUUUACGUGAUCCAAUUUUCUACAGGUGGCACAGAUUUGUUGAUAACAUCUUCCAACAGUACAAGGCAACCCUGAAACCAUACACAAAAGAACAGCUGAGCUUCCCUGGAGUGAAGGUUGCCAGCGUUCAGGUCAAUGCUAAGCAGAGUAAUGUUUUGACUACAUACUUAAAAGAAGACGAACUUGACCUUUCUCACGGUAUCAAUUUCGGCACUGAUCACAAAGUCAAGGUAAAGUAUCAACAUUUGGAUCACGAACCAUUCUCUCUCACAAUCAACGUUGAGAACACAAGCGGUGGUCCUAAACACGCCACUGUCCGUGUCUUCAUGGGACCCAAAUAUGAUGAACUUGGAAAUCGCUUGGCACCUGAUGAGCAGCGCAGGCUUUUCAUUGAACUCGACAAAUUUCACAAACAAUUGGCUCCAGGAAAGAACGUCAUCAACCGUAAUGCUGUUGAUUCCAGUGUAACAUUGUCUCAUACAUACACUUUCGAUGAAUUGCGAGCUGGCCAGAGUGGUUCUGAAGAUGCCAGCGAGUACUGCAGUUGCGGAUGGCCAGAACACAUGCUUAUUCCCAGAGGAACACCCAAGGGCAUGGAAUUUGAACUUUUCGUCAUGCUUACUGACUACACCGUUGAUAAUCCUGAGGGGGCUAAUGUGAAGACCAUCUGCAGCGAUGCUGUAAGUUAUUGUGGUGCCAAAGACCAAAAGUAUCCUGAUAAGAAGCCUAUGGGAUUCCCCUUCGAUCGUCCGAUCGUAGCUCGUACAGCAGCCGAACUUCUUACUGACAAUAUGUCUUUCAGUGAUGUUAAAGUCAAAUACCUUGGUUAAGAAUUCAACAUCGACUUUUAAAUUUAUCGAAACUUUUCUUGAAUGCUGAAAUUAAUAUUCCUAAGAUCUCAAAAUGUUUACGGGUAUUUGCUGCUGUGAUUAAAGCAAAUGUUCUGAUAUAUGAUAUAAUUCAAUAAAUCAAUUUGGCAGUUUAUUUGAAA
Messenger RNA from Stegodyphus dumicola, 2097 nucleotides. RefSeq names its product hemocyanin G chain-like. The record is from RefSeq and is a predicted model, not a curated record. Gene Ontology annotation, molecular function: oxidoreductase activity. NCBI's taxonomy places the organism in Eukaryota, Metazoa, Arthropoda, Arachnida, Araneae, Eresidae.